AUGCCUAGACGCGACCUCUCCAUCUCCUUCUCGCUCCGGGAUCGGGGUAACAGUACUACCGAGUCGCCUGCCUACCUCCCAGUACGGCGGGUACCACGAACUGGCUCGCUCUGCAAGGUCCCUCCUCUUUCGGGGACUAGAUCCUCACUCGUCGGUAUCCGCAAGUUCGUCUGUGGUUCUGGUCACGCGCGAGACGCGAGACGGGCGGCGCAGGUAAAAGUUGUCGGUCGCACUUCCAAUUUACUACCGAGCGGAAACGGGAAGAUCACCCACGCUUCGGUCAAGAUACACACAUACAAGGACCGCGGCCUCUCUCGCUGGCCGUUUCAAGUUCAAAUUCUCGACCGCCGCCGGCGCGGCUCCUUCCCGACUUUCGAGCUGGGUCUUGGAAACGCUAUCGCUAUCACUGAUAGCAAUAUUAAUAUCGACAUCAAGAUCAAUAUCAAUAUCGACAUCAAGAUCAAGAUCAAGAUCAGCUACUAG
Drepanopeziza brunnea f. sp. 'multigermtubi' MB_m1 is the source of this 483-nucleotide messenger RNA. The record is from RefSeq and is a predicted model, not a curated record. NCBI's taxonomy places the organism in Eukaryota, Fungi, Ascomycota, Leotiomycetes, Helotiales, Drepanopezizaceae.